Molecule: messenger RNA, 239 nt
Organism: Paramecium pentaurelia
Lineage: Eukaryota; Ciliophora; Oligohymenophorea; Peniculida; Parameciidae
Source: the annotation of a GenBank genome assembly
AUGGGAAAACUUCACAGAACAUUGGCCAAAGCUAGUAAAGUCAGAAAACAUACACCAAAAAUUGAGAAGUAGGUUAGAAGACAAAAAUUCCAAAAGGUAGAGCUUAUAAAAGAAUUUGUUUCAACAGAAGAUUUUUGAUAUUUGUAACAAUAUAUUAGAAUUGGAGCAAUUAUUUCUGGAGCAGGACCUUAAUAAAGAAAAGAACCAAAUUGGCAUGCAGGAAGAAAGGAUUUAAUUGA